This is a messenger RNA of Cuscuta campestris, 1176 nucleotides long. NCBI's taxonomy places the organism in Eukaryota, Viridiplantae, Streptophyta, Magnoliopsida, Solanales, Convolvulaceae. The record is from the annotation of a GenBank genome assembly.
ACAUCUUGGAUUUGGUACAGAUUUUUUUUUGGGCGAAAUUUCAGUGCUAUGUGAUAUUCAGAAAUAUGUUGGUUUCCAUCAGAAGCAAACCGUUUCCUCAAGCACCGCUUUCGCCGGAUUUCUACUCUCUGUUGUCAAAUUCAGGAAAGCGUGUCGCCGGGAGGGUACCGGCACGCUUUUCCGGCGCAAACAGAGGCUUCAGCCCCUGCAUUUUCGGCGGCGAGUUUAAAUCUAAUUUCAUGAGCCCAAUUAGGGCACUUGAAGCUUCUUCAGAUGACUGCAAUGAUAUCUCCGGCAAGGAUAAACUAAAGACACGUACCCUUGGAAAUUCUUCAAAUAUUUUCUGGCACAAAUGCUCAGUAGAGAAGAGUGACAGGGAGAAGUUGCUUCAGCAGAAGGGAUGUGUUGUUUGGAUCACUGGUCUCAGUGGUUCAGGAAAGAGCACUGUGGCAUGUGCAUUAAGUCGAGGCUUACAUGCACGGGGAAAACUUACUUACAUUUUAGAUGGAGAUAAUGUCCGGCAUGGUCUGAAUAGGGAUCUUAGUUUCGGAGCAAAGGAUCGAACAGAAAACAUUAGACGGGUCGGCGAGGUGGCAAAGCUUUUUUCAGAUGCUGGAGUCAUUUGCAUUGUCAGUUUGGUAUCUCCAUACAGAAAGGAGCGGGAUUUUUGUCGUUCUUUACUUUUAGAAGGAGAUUUCAUUGAGGUGUUUAUGGAGGUUCCUUUACAUGUUUGCGAGGCAAGAGACCCCAAGGGACUGUACAAACUUGCCCGCGCAGGUUUUACUGGGAUUGAUGAUCCAUAUGAGCCACCUAUGACUCCAGAGAUAGUGCUUCACGUCGAUCAAGGAUGUAAUGAUUCACCCAGUGCAAUGGCUGAGAUUGUGGUCUCUUACCUGGAAAAAAAGGGGUACCUUGAACCAUAGCCACCUCCUCACAUCCUAGCCCAUUUGUCUCCGAAAUACAGGAAAAAUAGGGAUUUAGUCGAUGACUGCAGAUUUGGCCUAUUCUGUCCAUCCGUAAUUAGAGAGGGACAACAAGGAAGAAACAGAUGGCACAUGAACAUGAAAUGAGAGAGAGAAGAAGAGGGAAUGUCAUCUUAAAACGAGGGAGAAGAAUUGUGUCUAGCUUCUUGUUUUGGCUAUUAUAUAUGAAUUGUUUUGCAGCUUCAUAACAGCA